Messenger RNA from Hippopotamus amphibius kiboko, 603 nucleotides. RefSeq names its product LHFPL tetraspan subfamily member 7 (gene LHFPL7). The transcript has 3 exons. Bases 1 to 603 code for a protein of 200 amino acids. The record is from RefSeq and is a predicted model, not a curated record. Gene Ontology annotation, cellular component: membrane. NCBI's taxonomy places the organism in Eukaryota, Metazoa, Chordata, Mammalia, Artiodactyla, Hippopotamidae.
AUGGUGGGCAGUGUGGGGGCAGCUCUGGGGCUUUCCCUAACCUGCAUCUCGGCCCUCAGCCUCAUCUCCCCUGCCUGGUUCCAGACUACCACCUUCUCCUUUGGUGUCCUCACCUACUGCUCCUGGCCUCAGGGUGACAACUCGAACCAGAGCUGUGGGACCUUCAGGUCCCUGGAUGAUAUUCCUGACUUUGCCUGGAAGGUCUCAGCUGCGAUGCUCCUUGGAGGCUGGCUCCUAUUGGCCUUCAAUGCAGUUCUCCUCCUGUCUUGGGCUUUAGCCCCCAAAGGGCUGUGCCCAAGGAGGGGCAGUGGCCCAAUGCCAGGGGUGCAGGCAGCAGCAGCCAUCACCACCAUCGUGGGCCUGCUGGUUUUCCCAAUCAGCUUGGCCUCCCCAUUCGCCAAGGAAGCCUGCAUAGCCUCCUCCAUGUACCACAGUGGUCAGUGCCAGCUGGGCUGGGGCUACGUGACCGCCAUCUUCAAUGCAGUCCUGGCCAGCCUCCUGCCCGUGAUCAGGUGGCCCUGUGUGACUGAGGCCCAGCAGAUGACCAUCUUCUUCUUCAGUGACACUGAGAGCAUCAUCCUUGUGCCAGAAAUAAGCAAAUAA